Messenger RNA from Paramecium sonneborni, 349 nucleotides. NCBI's taxonomy places the organism in Eukaryota, Ciliophora, Oligohymenophorea, Peniculida, Parameciidae. The record is from the annotation of a GenBank genome assembly.
AUGGAAAAAUAAUAGAGGUAAAAAAGAAAAAGAAUAUGAAAGAAUAUAAUUAGAAUUUGCAGCAAUAAGAGAAGUGGCAGAAUAGAAAGUUAUAAGUUCAAAGAAAAUGUUAGAAAAUGGAUUAAAUAGAAGAAUACCUUAAUAAUUGAUAAGUGAGAGAGAUAAGUUUUUAUUAUCUCAUGUAAUAUUGGAUGAUAGAGAAGAAGAAUAAAGAUAAAGAGAUUGUAUUUAUGAAGAUGUUCAAUAAAAAUUAUAAUAAGAGAACGAAAAAAAGAAAUUAGAAACUGCUGAAAUACUUAGAAAUAUAAAUGCUAAGAAAUUUGAAUUGAAUGAACAAUAAUAAUAUUGA